UAUAGACGGGUUAGCUGUCUGCUGUUUGUGUAAAGUGUAUACAUUGUUGUCCCGCUAGUGUUAUUGCUCGCAAUAGUAAUACACGAAUAAUAUUUUACCAUACACAACUGCCAAACAGAUUUAGUCGCAUCUUAAGCAACAUGGCAAACGUGUUGUUCUGCCGUGCUCAGUAACAACGAAAUGAAAUCUUCCUGGCAUUAGAAACGACCUAGAAAUUGUCAGCCAUCGCCUCCAACAGAGAAAAUGCAUUUUACUGCAAUACACUCGUUGCUUUUUACACUAUACAUCGGUCAGACCGCUAGUUACCUCCAAAUGUUGGAAAAUGAUAGCGUCUGUUCAAUUAGCUUUACGUCAAGUAAUCUGUAUCUAAUUGGUCGCGAAGAACAGUCUGCUAUGAUAAUCAAAGAAAGCCGAUAUUUCCAUCAGUGGAAUAGCAAACAAGAUUUUAAUUGUCGCUUUACAGUUACAUCGUCUCUCGGCCUUGGCGUAUUUGCUGUUAUACAGCGCAUGUCUUUCAGGCGCAACGAGCAAGGCCAGUGUAUUGAUUAUGUUCAGUUUCGACAUACCGAAAAGACUGUGAAUUUAGGUAACUUCAAUUUCAAAAUAAAAACAUCAGAACCGUGGAGUAAUAGAAUUUGUGGUAAAGUUAAUGCACUUGAAAUUGGCGUCGAUGACGAAUUUAACAAUGGCCGUGAAGAUGCAAAUGACGAUAAACAAGUUGUAAACUCAUUUAUUGACAACAAAGGAUUGAUUGAAGUGAAAAUACACGUCAGCAACAAAUCUUUGUUAGAAGACGAAGAGCUGAACUUUGAAAUUGUAUUUACCACAUUCCAAGAGUGCAAGUUUGAUUCUGGAUUAUGGAAAAGUUGUGGUUCAAAAACUUGCAUUUAUAAGGAUUUUUUCAACGACGGCAAACUGAACUGUCCUUACAAGAGCUGUAGAGACGAGGACGGAUGCCGUUCAAUUAUAACUCUUAAUGGAAACAUAGAUCGUUUUAACACAACUUUCGGAACAAAAAUUCUUGCUGGUACAGUUGCUGGCUUAUUCACAAUGUUUGUGGCUUUCAUUGCUUGCUUGUGGCUCUUCAGGCACUUUGGCGCACUAUGUUGUAUGUCCUAUCACAACAAUCAUCCCCAUUCUUCAGAAAUGCAACCGGUACCAAAUUUAGACACCAUGGGAAUGAUGGCCACCGCUCCUCCGAGUAAUGUGGUAGCUAGUGGAACCGAGGCAAGAACGGCUGACAAAGAUCUACCACCAUCAUACGAGUCGUUAUUUCCUAGUAAAUAGGUGUACUGGAUCAAAUUAUACAAAAAUUAUGAAUUCGGUUUUCAAUUAUUAAUAAAUUCUUCUUCUUAUUACUACCAUCUGUUCAUAAUCUCAAAUAUUUAUGUACUCAUUAGAACAAAAUAGUUUAAGAUAAUUUAUAAAUUUAAAAAUUGUUCCCUCAAGUUUAGUAUUUUGUACUAUUCUUUAUUAUCUCAGCUUCUGAUAACCUUGACAACAUUUUUAUUCUGUGACAAUAUUCCAUGUACGUAUAAAUUAUAUUUACUUAAAUUACCAAACAGUAAAAUAAUGUUGUCAAACACAGAAUGCAACAACCAUGUAAUAUAAGAACAAUAAUUUUUUUUUUUUAUAGAUUGUAUAUAUAUAAAGUGAUUUGUAAAUAUCAUCGGUAAGUCAGUAAUUGUUUCGCAAAGAGACCAUACUAUUUUAAACCAGUUAUAAACUUAUAAAAAAAGUUGUAAAUAGUGUAAUUAUGUUUUGUAAUUAUCAACAAACAUUAUAUCUUUGUACAUUUAAUGUUAUGUUUAUUACAGUAGCAUUUAAAAAUUGUUUAAAUCAUUAUGAUUUGAGUACCUUAGCAUUAUGUAUACUGCCGGGAGAAACAAAUUUUUAUAAAUAUAAAUUUUAACCAAGUUAAUAAGACUGGAUUAAAAUAUAAUUAUACAACAUUUCACCUUUAUACAUAUAUUUUUUUUUUGUACAACAUUAUUGUUUUAUUUUUUUAAUUAUUUUAAGUUCACAAAAACAUAGUGUAUUACUAGUUGAACUAAUACUUAAAUGUGUUUAAUGAAAAUUAGAAAAUACACAAUAUAGAAUUGGCAUUACUCGUUUACUAUACAAUCACGUAAGAUUUUUAACUUUAAUAUUUAAGGCAUAUCGCAACUCGUAAGAACAAUGACAUAAUUACCAGUUAUGCCUUGUUUACCUUGUUAAAUUUCACAGGAAAGUGAACUGAUAAAACUCCCAUUUUAACAAUUAUAUUUGCACAAAAAAAACCCAGAUAAUUUAAACAAAUGAACAGUGAAUAAUAGUGUGUUUUAUUUAUAGACUUUGUAAAUUCAUUGUUCCCAACUUCAAAACCGCAAAAAACCUUUUAAAAAAAAAUUGCACUUAGGUUGUUGUUCUUGGGAAGCCACGAUAUUGUAUACUUUAGCAUCACGAGUAAAUUCUCAUAAUUUAUUAAAUUAAUUAUAUUUAUUGUAUUAAUGUGAUAAGUUUUAGAAGCCAAAACAGUAUUUAUAAUACAACAAUAGUUCUAAAGUAAUAUUUAUGCUCAGUCCACACGGUACUUGAGCAAUAAUUUUGUAUACAAUUAACAUAAUUUUUGUGAUGUAAAAAUGAUCAACCUGAUUUUGUUAAUCAGCUAAAAAUAUAUAUAUAUAUAUUUUUUUUUAUAAUAAACCUAAUGAAAUAGUUUAUGUUAAAAAUAUACAUGUUGUUUAUCAUUAUUAAUAAAACAUUUUUAUGUAUUCAAUGUAUUUUAAGUGAUGACCCUAAUACUUUAAUUAUUAUAUUGAAACCUCCAAAUCGUUGAUUCAAAUGUACUAUUUACCAUUAUCUAAUCAUAGUAAUGUUACAUUUUAGCCAAGAACAAUUUUUACUAUUAAAUAGAUCUUAUUUAUAAUUUUUUUAUCUAAGGAUAAUAAAACCAAAGACAAA
Molecule: messenger RNA, 2943 nt
Organism: Adelges cooleyi (spruce gall adelgid)
Lineage: Eukaryota; Metazoa; Arthropoda; Insecta; Hemiptera; Adelgidae
Exons: 5
Coding region: 244-1287 (347 amino acids)
Source: RefSeq, a predicted model, not a curated record